GUUUUAUAAUAUAGAGAGGCCUUCAGAAUGACUCACGUUAGACCGACCCGGGGCGUCCUUACACUUCGUUUAAUGUGAUGCUUCCUAUUGAAUACGAAGUGCCGAACGCCCCGGCCCGGCCCCGGGCCGGUCUAACAUGAGUAACGUGAGUCAUCGUUUAACAUCAACAGUUGUAAAACGUGGGAGGCGCAAGGCGGACGUGUGAACAGUUUUUGUGUGUUUAUUUGAUACGCUUUUUCUCAUUAUCAUAGUUUGUGUGGGAUUAACUACAUGCGAUGGAGAUACAAGUAGAAAAACCAGUAUCUAGUGCACGUAGUGAAAUCAUCGUACGACAUGCCCGUUCAGAUGAUGUAUCUGAGAUAUACGACAUUAUUAAACUGGAAAUCCCAGAUGACAAUUUUCCUUCUCUUAAACAUUUCUGCAGAGACGGAUUCGAGACGUCGCCACCAUGGUUUCAAGUAUUAGUUGCAGAGAGAGACGGCAAUAUUCUCGGUUGCGCACUGUACUAUCGCUAUUAUUGGCCGCGGCCGUCGCCGCCGGGCCGAGCGCUAGUGCUGCUCAUGUUGACCGUGCGUAAGAGUUCGCGACGGUGUGGUGUGGGUACCAAACUCUUUCGAGGGCUUUGCCGGGUGGCACUCGAAGAAAACGCGCAGUUGAACUGGACGUAUCCCGUAAGUGAUCCUGCAGCUGCUUUCUUCGCGCAGUUCAAACCUGACAUCAGUGAUGACUUGGACGGGACCUACAUCAUGCGAAUAAGUCCCAAGACUGUUCGUGAAAUUGCCGCAAGAAAAAUGCGCGCCAAUAAAGAUAUUUCAAUUCAGCUGGCUCGGCAAGAGGAUAUGGCAGAAUUUAGCAUGAUGAUACGAGAAAUAUCAGAAAUACGAGAUACUUUGAACGGUCGACAUCUUAAUGAAAAGGAUUUUAUAGAAGACGGUUUCACCAGCUCCCCGCCAUGGUUCUUCGCACUCAUAGCGUGGCGAGCGGGAGCUGCUGUAGGCACAGUGGUUGGCCAACCUCUGUACAACUGGAAGAAGAGCUUCGACAUGCAGAGCUUGUAUGUACGGCCUGAGGCGCGGCGCUGCGGGCUGGCUAAACAGCUUAUUGUGGAAUUUUGUCGUGUGACACCCGGAAUUCCCGCACCGGGUGCCACCCAUGCUAGCUACGCCACUGAGUGUAGGAUCUCUCGGACUUUUUUAGUUAAGUAUAGAAAGCCGAGGAAGAAGGUAUGAAGCAGGUGGACUUCCACACGCAUCCUGUGAACACAGAAGCGUUGGCUUUGUACGCCAACUUUGGCGCUCAAAAGCUGUUUGACGACCACGGGUCUUUUCGCCUCGAAGUCGAUAAGAUUAAGAACAUUUUAGCAGAAAAAUAAAUUUCAUCUGAAUUUUACAA
Messenger RNA from Cydia pomonella (codling moth), 1392 nucleotides. RefSeq lists its product as uncharacterized. Gene Ontology annotation, molecular function: N-acetyltransferase activity. The transcript is spliced from 9 exons. NCBI's taxonomy places the organism in Eukaryota, Metazoa, Arthropoda, Insecta, Lepidoptera, Tortricidae. The record is from RefSeq and is a predicted model, not a curated record. Bases 276 to 1229 code for a protein of 317 amino acids.